AGGGUUUGAAGAAUUCUGGAGUUGACUAAAGCAUCAGGAACGCUGGCCACCUUAUAAAGUCGGGGAACUUACUUCUUAGUACUACUAGUAUCCUGUGGUGGGGGUCGUCUGCUCAAGAAUUAUCUCCCCUUUUCGCCUGCUUUCCAGCAACUUGACUUAUCAUUCAUUAAUCGUGUUCAUUCAUUUUGGACUUAUUUAAUUUGAUUUAAACCAGGAACAUACAGAAAAAUGUUGCUCAUUAUGCCAGGCGGAGAUUCCUACUUGGCUCGGGCUAACUAAGGCGAGCUAUCCGGUAUGGCAAGGAAAAGAGCUAUGACUCCGGCUUUCAUCGGCGGGAGCUCCCGUAGUUACUCUAGAAGGGGCUACAGCGUACCCAGAUUUUACGAUGACACAUAUAUCCCCCGUUACGUUCCCCACAGACAGUUUCUGGAUACCACCGGGGAAGAGAACGCAAUCCGCAAAAGUGUCAAUCGUGAACUGAUGCUGACUAGUAACUUCGUGGAUGACGCCUACGAUUUAGCCUCUAGCUCUCACAGACGGGACGAGGAGAUCCUUAAACACGCUUCUCAAGCCAUUCCCACGUCAUCAACAGAAAAUGAACCUCUGCCCACAACAUAUAUGAAGGCUUCCGCUCCACCCAAACCCUUUAGGCGUUUUCAAACAGCAGAUUCUUACAGAGGGGCCCUGCCACAGGAUUCUAAAUACAAGAGGGGUAUAUCUAUGCCCCCUUCGAUUCGAUCACUUAAAAAGAGGGGACCCUCUUCUCCACACGAGUGGUCAUCACAAGCUAUGCGCGCGUUAGCAUGCGCACGUAACAUCCGGGAAUCCGUGAGGCAGGAAACUGGAGGCUCUUUAACGUCUUCCCCUGUGAUAUCGCCAUACCAAAGCCCGAGAGCGUCUCCAGAAAGGGAGUUUGGUGACGAUGGCAGAGGGAGGAGUAGAAAACCAAAGCCUCGGCUUGGAAAGCAUUUCUCUAAAUUGUUAGAACUAAGAAGGAGAUCGCCAAGUGUUCAAAAUUAUGGAAGUGGUAUAGAUUCUGAAGUAGCUUCUGAUGAUGUGAGUGACUAUGACUACCAAUAUAGGUAUGAAGAUGAGGAUGAUGAAACCGAAACACCUAGAGAAUGCUUCUACAUUGUGCGAAAUCGAUCUCCUAGUCCUGAGGAGGAAUAUGUACCCUUUGCCCCCAGACGCCGUGUAACGUACGAUGAUGACGAUGAUGAAGGAGAUGGAUAUCGAUCAAAGAUACCAGAUCUUUCUUCAGACUUCUCCAUCACGCCCUAUACCGCUCCCAAAUCGACGGAAGUUCAAAGAUCCGCUGUGAGUAAUGAUCUUCUGUUCCACAAAACUGUUGCAGAAACGGCAGCAAGAGCCAGAAAAUUAUUAGCAGAAACCGACCUCGACGAGUAUGAAACCGCUAGUCUUGUCUUAAGUGUUGAAGGAGAAUAUAAAGAUCCUGAACAUGGAGAUUUAGGAUUCCAGUAUAUUUCAAGACCACUACCUUUGAAGGGACCAAUGUUGGCCACAGGUCCAGGUACUUAUGCUGUGGCCGUUGGCACAGACACGGCCUUUGAUAAAUAUUUUAAGGAUAUGCGAUCCUUUAGAGAGGAAAUCAGAGCGAGACUUGAUUGUGGAUACAGAGCUCUUAAUGAUGCUACAAGAAGUUAUCGAAGAUUACCUAGCUCUUAUAGCUCCUACAAAGCUCUUCCAUUCACUGAAUCACAUUCACGUUCAUAUCAGAAGUCCUACCCCUCUGUAAGUUACAGAAAACGCCUAGAGGAUGGGUCUGAAGACCAACUUGUCAUUUAUCCAAUGAGUCAAAGAUCUAGAGGAGCAUCCCCAGUCUCGACGAUCAGGGACGUGUCACCGGACAGGUCUCAAACAGUGGCAGUUUAUGAAAGUGGAGGAGAAGAGAUGAGGAUUUCCACUCUUGAUAAAAUCAAAAUCAAGGCGGCUCUUGUUGGAAGCAAGGUAGACGUCGUUCUCCCUAAUAAUAGGAGACCCAGGUCAAAAUACGCUGCCGCUGUCAUCAGGGAAAUUAACUUAAAGAAACAUUGGGGAGAAGAGGGUCACACUGAGCCAGCAGAUAUGCCUACGAGUCAUCUGCACGCUUCACCAAAGCCGGUUUAUCUAUCAAGGGGCUCGUACUUCGACGAUUACGAGGACAUCGUGAAAAAACCUAAGAGUGAUAUUCUCUCAUGGAAGCACCGUCUCGAGUCACGCAUAGCGCCAAAAGACCUUCUUUUUACACCCAGGGUUUAUGCUAAUGUUCGAUCCCAGUUACGGGACGUCCAAGAAAAAAUGGACCGUCACCGGCAAUUAAUGGACCGCUAUUUAGAAGCAGACUCUAUUACUACUGACAGGGAUGUCAAGACUAAGGUCUUGGCAAUGUAUAGUGAAAUGGAAGAAAGAGACCCAUUGGGAAUAUUAUCUACCGCUACUACUAGAAACUCGGCCCCAAUCACGGAAAGCAGUUCAAUACCAUCGGUACGAGCUCGCACUCCUGCUCCUAGCACUUUUCGCUCUGUCCGUGUGCCUGAUGAUGAAUUGUCCAGUAUUAUAAUCGAAUCGAGUGAAACUUCCAUUAACGCUACAAAAGAAAGUGAAAAUUCCGUAAACACUACAAAAGAAAGUGAAAAUUCCGUAAACGCUACAAAAGAGAGUGAAAAUUCCGUAAACACUACAAAAGAAUGUGAAAAUUCCGUAAACACUACAAAAGAAUGUGAAAAUUCCGUAAACACUACAAACGAAACUUGACCUAUUUAGGCACACAGCAUCUUAAUUUGAGCAGAGGACAUCGACCUGAAUUCUUACCAUCAACCGGCAUAUAAAAGACUAUUUAUACAUAACCUUAUUAUGGACAGAUGUAAAAUAUUUCUGCUUUCUAGUGAUACAACUGUAAAUAAAUAAUUUAUAUUGCUUGAAAUCUAUGUUUCUAGAAAGAUUUUUCAUUGGUUUUUGAACAAGGCAACAUUUGUGAUAUACAUUGUAGGUAGAGUUUUAGAUACAACAAAGGAAAAUAGUUGUUUAUGUUAGGUUUCGUUUGGACCUCCAUACAUCCUUUUUCGUUUCGCUAGUUUUUGAUGAAAAAUUUGAUAGCGAGAAUUUCCGAGAACCUGUUAAGUUGCAAACGAGAUUUUGUAUAGAGGUAGUUAUGUAAAUGGGGUAUAUGUUUUCCUGCUUACCGUGCGGUUUGUUUUUUUAAAAAUUUAGAAAAUUGUAAUUUAUUUAAACGGUGUCAAGACAUUUGUUGUUACCAUGGCAUUGAUGCUACAUUAAAAGUGUAAAAGUUU
Molecule: messenger RNA, 3290 nt
Organism: Saccostrea echinata
Lineage: Eukaryota; Metazoa; Mollusca; Bivalvia; Ostreida; Ostreidae
Exons: 12
Coding region: 295-2754 (819 amino acids)
Source: RefSeq, a predicted model, not a curated record